CAAGAUGGCGGCCCCCAGGGCACAAUGAGCCCGCUCCGGCCGCCGCCGCGCCGCCGAGGGGGAGGCGGGCAGGCAGGGCGGCUGCCGUGCGGUCCCGCCACCCGAGGCUGAGCCGGCCGCUGACGCCGGGCUGCGGAGCCGCGAGCGAGGAGGGAGGACUCGUCAGUGAGGUCCCUCCGGGGCGAGUGAGCCGGCGCCCGGGGGGGAAUGUGGGGUGCCCUGCUGCGGCGCGGGGGGGGCCGCGGCACCGGCGGCCUGCGGGGGCUGGUGUCGGUCGGUCCGCCCUGGAGCCAAGUGGUGUCGGAGGCCGAGAAGAUCGUGGGGUACCCGACGUCCUUCAUGAGCCUGCGGUGCCUGCUGAGCGACGAGCUGAGCAACAUCGCCAUGCAGGUCCGCAAGCUGGUGGGCACCAAGCACCCGCUGCUCGACACCGCCCGGGGUUUUGUCUCCGAUAGCCGAAAUAAUUUACAGAUGCGAGGUUUGGUCAUAUUGCUUAUUUCCAAAGCUGCUGGACCCAGCACAGCAGAACUCUCUUUCCAGCACAGCAUGGUCAGUGGAAUUUAUUCCAGUCAAAGAAGUCUGGCUGAGAUUACGGAACUGAUCCACACUGCCUUUCUGGUGCAUCGUGGAAUAGUGAAUAUUGGUGAGCUCAAGUCCUGCGAUGGCCCGCUGAAGGAUAUGCAGUUUGGAAAUAAAAUGGCUGUUUUGAGUGGAGAUUUUCUUCUGGCAAAUGCUUGCACAAGCCUUGCGCAGUUGCAGAAUACCAAGGUUGUGGAGCUCAUUUCAAGUGCUAUUGGCGACUUAGUUCAAGGCAUAUAUUAUGAAAACUCAAAAUCAUCUGAGGAGAACUCUCUUACAGACGAUAUCGGCAUAUCUACGUGGAAGGAGCAGGUUUUCCUGUCACACAGUGCCUUGCUGGCAAAGAGCUGCCAGGCUGCGAUGGAGCUAGCAAAGCACAGCGCUGAGAUUCAGGACAUGGCAUUUCAGUAUGGAAAGCACAUGUCUAUGAGUCACAAGCUACAUUCGGACCUUCAGCCAUUUGUUAAAGAAAGUUCUAGUGACACCACGGCCUUCAGUUUGAAUUCUGCUCCUGCAGUCCUGCAUCAGGAAUUCCUUGGGAGGGAGGCAUGGAUUAAACAGAUCAGAGAGGCACAAGGAAAAGGAAAUAUAAUGGACUACAAGAAGCUGCGGGAAGCCAUCAAGGCCGGCAAAGGUGUGACUUCUGCCAUCGACCUCUGCCGCUGCCACGGGAAGAGAGCGCUGGCGGCCCUGGAGCGCUUCCCUCCCUCUGAGGCCAGGGCCGCCUUGGCCAACAUCGUCUACGCCGUCACCAGGUUUCCCUGACCCACCACCCCCGGGAGCAGCCGCUCUCCCUCCACCGGCGGGAGCCGACCCACCGGGGACGCCGCCGAGGAUGCCCCCGCACCACCGGUCACCUCGUCCCCCUCCAGGACCCGACGGAGGAACACGCACCAGUUGCUGCCACCACCAGCAAAAUUCGGGAGGGGGAAGAAAAGGAAAAAAAAACAACAAAAAAACAAAAAAAGGUCACAGCCGGCUUUUCGCUUGUCGUGCCAGAAGCGCACUUGAGGCUGCACCAGUAGAAAUAAUUAAUGAGUCCCGUUUCCGUGACCUCAGCAAAUGGACAGGAAAUAAGUCGGUAUUGAUUGGGCACCGGCGGGGACGGCGCCAGGGCGGAGGCCGGUGGUUUUCCUGCCCCAGGGAUGGAGGGAGGGAUGGAUGGAUGGAUGGAUGGAUGGAGGGGUGUGAAGAUCCAGGUGUCACAAGAAACCCACUCAAAGCUGCCCGGAGAGAGUGAGCUGCCGAAGCCAGGAAUUAACGCUCCCGCUAAUCAAGGGGAAGGGCAGUCCGGGAGAUUAAUGGGGGAAAAUCCUCUCUCUCUCUGCGUGCAGUCAUGUCUCUGCACACUGUGUUUAUGUAUUCAAAUGUAAAAUUACCCUGUGCCUAAUGCUUUCUGUAUUUGAGAAACUUGCUGAGAAAAUGUGUCAAGCAUGGUAAGUAGGAGCUUUAAAAUAUUUAAUCAAAUAUUAAUUUGGCUCUGUUAAGGGAAGUGACUGCCUGGGUUUUAUACUGUGCGUAUAGAAUGUGUGGCUCUGGGUCAAAGAAUGAGGUUUUUCCAACUCUCCUGGGGGAGGGAAUAUCCUUCCCUCAGAUCAGGCAGUUUGUUUCAACACGAUCUUACACAAAAGCAUUUCCUAGGUUUGUGACACUUGCGUUGUUGAAGCCAAAUAAAUGUUAAUUUGUAAGGCUAGACAUCGGCCUUUGGCAGAAGGGAAGGAGGAGUGCUCUUCUGUGAGUACCGUCUUUCACCGCGCUGAAUAAAACGCAGAAAAUCCUGGAGAAGUUUUGAACCCGAGUGUGUUGAAUUUUCAAGUCCAAUUACAGACAGCGUCUAAGGUGUAUCAGGAGCCUGCAAUUUGAGACCGUCUCUGUUUUGUUCAUGGGAGAUGAUUUCUGUGGUUUGCAUGCGGGCAACCCGAGAGCGCCGUUGACAAGAAGGCUGAGUUUACAUAAGUGAUCUAGAUUGAGACUCAGCUACCUUUCUUCCUUCUGUGGUGUAAUUACAGCCCAAUCUGGAGACAGCUAGCACAGCAAACAGAUUUCAUUACAUCGCUCGCUCAAACACUAAGUGGAGUGAUUUCUGUGGAAUUCUCUCCUCCCUCCUUCCCCCCCCUGCACCCCUUCCCCCUGCCGCACGGCUGGUUUGUCAGAGACCAGCAUGUUGUGUUCCACCCAAUGCAAAAUAUAAAUAAAAACUCUAUCCUCUAAAAAUAUACUGAAAAUACACGCUGCAUAAUGUACAUAAUAGUCUGUGUAAUAUAUGCCUAUAUUAUACCAUAAUAUUGUAUGUAGAAUAAGCACCCUUGAGACACAGUCUUUGUACGGGAGCAGCAUCCAGAACUUGGGACUCGCUUUGUUCUGGAGAAUGGCUUCAACGCCGGACCUUGCACUUUCUUUCUUGUGCCUCCCUGGCCUUUUCUCUCCUCCCAGGGCUCUGGCACUCCUGCCUGAGGUAGCACUGUGGCUGCAGAGAGCAGAGGAACUCGGAGAAGCGUGGCCCAGGCAGUGGCAGUCACAGGCAUCUGCCUUUGCUAAACGCCCUACGUUUUCACCUGUGAAGUUUCCUGAAGUUCUGCUCAUGUAAAACAUGUGCUUGAAAGAAAUACCUGCAUUCAACCAGAGUCGUAUUUCAGCUUUUUUUGGCUCUGGUUAGGAGCCGUACAUCGUCUUUUCUUUGUCUUACAUCUACACCAAGGGGUUCGUAAUGAUUUAGGGCUGCAAGAAGCUUGGGUCUGCUGAAGCUACUCUGAGCCAUCUCCCCUCAGUCACCUCAGUUGUGUGAAGGAAAUAUCAAACAUACUGCAAAACUGUGUACGCCUGGUUUACUUCUUCAUGAAAGUACAAUUCUUUUAUUUGUACUUUUUACUAAUAAAGGCAAAUCAGCAAAAAUUAA
Calidris pugnax (ruff) is the source of this 3475-nucleotide messenger RNA. It is a transcript of the gene PDSS2, whose product is annotated as prenyl (decaprenyl) diphosphate synthase, subunit 2. The transcript has 8 exons. The coding region runs from base 208 to 1344 and encodes 378 amino acids. Gene Ontology annotation, cellular component: mitochondrion; transferase complex. Gene Ontology annotation, molecular function: prenyltransferase activity. Gene Ontology annotation, biological process: ubiquinone biosynthetic process; isoprenoid biosynthetic process. NCBI's taxonomy places the organism in Eukaryota, Metazoa, Chordata, Aves, Charadriiformes, Scolopacidae. The record is from RefSeq and is a predicted model, not a curated record.